Molecule: messenger RNA, 1976 nt
Organism: Frankliniella occidentalis (western flower thrips)
Lineage: Eukaryota; Metazoa; Arthropoda; Insecta; Thysanoptera; Thripidae
Exons: 12
Coding region: 601-1767 (388 amino acids)
Source: RefSeq, a predicted model, not a curated record
CUCCCCUCGAGCUGUCUGCUAUUGCGGUUCACAUUCAUAUUCGUGUUGCAAAGCCGAUCUGAGAAAACAUUAGAGCAGCGUUAUUGGUAUUUUCGGCGCCGGCGGGCAUGGCAAGUGAAAGAUAGGCGUAGACGAAGAAAACGAGGGAGUCAUUGCGACAUUGGCAGGCAGUAAGCAGCUCAUCCGAAAUUAUCCUAAAAAACUACUGAACAAAUAUGUUCAAAACAGGCCGCUUAAAACGGAAAAGUGGGGAGGUGUAUAAAGUGCGAGCAAGCAACACUGCAGCAGAACUUUUGAAAGCAAGUAAGUGUAGGCUAUUAUUAAUUGACAAUAAUUCAUAAUUCAUCCUUUUUACACUUUCCUAGUAUUUUUUUGUGACUUGCGAUAUCUAUUUAAUUUUUUCUUUUCCCAGGCUACAGUAAUGUUUUGAGUGUGACGGAAGCCAUAGCAGGGAUUCUGUCAGCAAACUGUGUGCCAUUGGAGAAGCAGUCAACAUUAACAUUCACUGUAGAGACAAACAGUGAUGGCAAUUUUGAACUGUCCGUCCCAGAGUUGCCAGCGGUACCAGAGAGUCCUUGCUCACCUGCAGCAAAGAAAAUUAUGUUGUCGCCAUCUGCUGGUCAAGCCGCUUCAUCAGACAUAUCGUCCAGCACGUCAUCAGUGAGGAAGGCCCUGGACAUGGGCGAAACUUCAACACCAGGACUGUCAUUAUUUGCCGAAUUAACAGAGCAAGUGCACGAAUCGGUAACUAAUGAUGAAGUGUUAGAAGAGAUUGAGAACAAUGAACCUCUUGUAUUAGAAGAGAUUAAUAACAAUGAACCUCCUGUAUUAGAAGAGAUUAGCAACAAUGAACCUCUUGUAAAAGAAAGGCUGAAAACAGUUGUCAUCACUGACAUCUCAUUUGAUGUCAAGCCUGAUAAACUUUCAGAUUUUCUGAGCCAGGCAGCAUGGGAUUUUGAUAUUUUGCUUAAGCCUGAAAAGGCUGUCAUAGAUUUAUUUUGGAUAGAUGAUAAUGAAAUGAUGCAAGGAUUCAAAGUAGAGUUUCUGAGUACAUUUGUGGCUACAAGAAUGAGUGAUCUAAAAGAAUUGCUCUUUGAAGAUAAUUAUUUGCCUUUCUUACAAGAGCAGACUGUGUUCAGAAAACCAGUUGUUUAUCUAGUUCCAAGCUCAUUUGAAAUUGUUAAAAACUUACCUACCAAAUUCUUUUUGCCGGCACACUUCAUUGAUCAUUUAAACACAACAGCUUGGCUUCAAGACUUAGGCCCAGCAGAGGACGAAAGUGUUGUGACUCAGCUAAUAAAGGAAGAUAACAGUUCCAGUGGCAGAAUUCAGUUCAUUGAUGCAGAAGUUGCGAAAAAGAUGUGUGCACAGACCAUCACUUAUGACCACCACAAAAUUGAAAUGGUUCAAGAAAUGGAGCAGGCAUCAUCUCUGUCACCAAUGGUGACAAUUUCUAACUUGCCCCAAAAUUUUUAUGAGGCACACUUCUGUAAUUUUAUGAAAGAUUUGGGAGAACUUGGUUUAAAAGAUCCUGUAAAUAGUUUACUUUCUGUAACAAAGUACAGUGAAAGUGAGAGGUCUUGCGUUGCAAAGUUUACCACUCCUGAAAUAGCAGCUAAAGUUUGUGAGAUGCCCGAAAAGUAUGAUCGCUGCGAGCUGAAAAUGGUGCAGCAUGUAGUGCCAUCCGAUGCACCAGCCGUAACAGAAUCAGUUAGAGUGUCAAACUUGCCCAAGUCUUUCUAUCAGGCCCAUUUUGAAAACUUUUAAAAGGAUAUGGGAGACUUGUACAAUAUUUGUGCGGACAAGGUUGUGCAGGACAUAAAGAGCUACAAACCAGCUGAAAGGUCUUGCAUUGUUGAGUUCUCUUCUCCUCAUGUGGCCAUGAAGUACAUAGGCAUGACACCAUUUGUCUAUGGAAAGUGUAAGUUACUACUGGAAAUGGUACCUCAUGAUGAUGGAACAUCAUGAGUGGAAAU